This is a messenger RNA of Fopius arisanus, 2998 nucleotides long. RefSeq names its product prolactin-releasing peptide receptor. The transcript has 7 exons. The record is from RefSeq and is a predicted model, not a curated record. Gene Ontology annotation, cellular component: plasma membrane. Gene Ontology annotation, biological process: neuropeptide signaling pathway. Gene Ontology annotation, molecular function: neuropeptide receptor activity. NCBI's taxonomy places the organism in Eukaryota, Metazoa, Arthropoda, Insecta, Hymenoptera, Braconidae. The coding region runs from base 552 to 1931 and encodes 459 amino acids.
UGGGGAAAGCCUCACCAGCUCAAUCCAGGACUGAUAACAAAGUGAUAAGUGGAGAUGUACAGAUGAAUCACUCGGAGGUGUAACGAAUAUUUUCGGGGUUCACGUUGACAUGACACUUGGACUUUAUUCAAUUGAUAAUCACGUUUGUAAUCACGUGAGGAAUGAUAAGGACCGCACAGCAUGCCACAGGUGUUGGUGGCCCGUGCCAGUUUCACUGUUUGAUUCUAGGUGGAAAGAUCUCCCUGAAACAAUCAUAGACACAUCCAUUAUUCCGCUAUUUCAAGUCAACAUUUCCUUCGACUGACAGCGAUGAUCUUUCAGUCUCAUGACACUAUUGAAAAUUUUCGUCUAAAACUUCAGGUGAAGCUUUCAGAAAUUUGGAUUAUAUUUCAAUUUCACGGGAAUCUCAGGGGAUUCAAUCAUUGAGAAGUUAGAGUUCAGGGAAAAGAAAAUUCUGGAAAAAAUACCGUUGAGUUUUCAGGGGAAAUUAGCACUGAAAUUUUCCCAGUAAUUAAAAGACACAAGUGCGUAAACUCCGAAAAAUCUUGAAAAUGCGACCGUCACGAUCGGAUCUGGAUUCGAUACCUGAUCAGUACCUGGAGACAAUAGCCCAUUACCUGAUGGGCCUGAGGAAUGACACGGUGGACCUCUCGAAGCCGCAGCUGCGGCCGUCCUUCACCAACAAUUAUCCUCUCUUUAUUCUGCUGUACGUCUUGAUGAUUACCUGUGGUACAGCCACCAAUAUCGGAAUGAUUUACCACAUCAUGCGGCAUCGGCUCUACCAGGAUCCCACAUACGCCUAUCUCAUCAACAUCGCAAUAUCGGACGUGGUAAAAUGCAUUUUCGUGCUACCCAUUACCCUGGCAGUGCUGCUCGUGCAGAACUGGAUAUUCGGAAAAUUUCUCUGCUAUUUCCUGCCAAUGCUCCAGGACAUACCGAUCCAUGUAUCGAUGAUGACUUAUUUAUUGAUCGCUGGUGACAGAUAUCGGUUCGUCAGUGUUCCCGGAAAGCCGAGAAUUCCAGCGUUUGUCUGCGCUCUCGGCAUCUGGUUCUUCGCGGUUUGCAUUGUCUUACCGUACGCGAUUUAUACUACUUAUCUGGAUCUCGAGACCUACAAGAAGCUGCACUUCCGAGGCCUGGGGAUUUGCCUGGCCAAUCUCACCGAUGAUAUCCAGCAGUACAUGAGGAGUUUAUUUUUACUGACUUAUAUCGCUCCAUUAACGGUGACGGCCUACCUCUACGUGAAGGCCAGCAGAGAACUCCAGGAUCAGGAUGAGCCUAUGGCAGUUGCCAUGUUCGAGGCAAGAGCGAAGAAUUCCUAUUCACGACAUGACAGCAACACCAGCCACGAUGUGACAUCACUUCGAGAUGGAAAACGUGAGAGUGGUAGCAUGAUGACUGGAGGAACUGUCGGGCUUUCCGGUUUCUCAACUACAUACGACCUUUACGACGCUGAGCUGGACGUCAGAAAGGAAAAACGCACGCAGAAGUACCUCAUCUUCAUGGUGUCGGUUUUUGCGAUUCUUCUGUGUCCCCUCAUGGUCCUGAGAUUGGCGAAACCUGCGCUUGUAGAAACGUACGAGAAUACUGGCCACUUUGAUAUAACAUUCAUAAUGUUCGUUUGGCUAGGAUUCGCUUCAACUGUCACAACUCCAGUAUUAUAUGCUUCCUGGCAGAUGAGUCGACCGGCGAAGGAGCGAUUGAAAGGCUAUUUCCAGUUUUCCACUAAACGACUUCCACCAGUACUGGAGAAGGGCUUGCGUCAUGGAAAUCGUCAUGAGGGUGGUCUUGCCAAUGUGGCGUACACUCCACAAGCAAGAGCUGGUAGUUUGAGCGGAAGCAACGGCAGUGACGAGUAUCCCCGGGGUACCUCCAGCUUUCAACGUCCGGAUCUCAUCAACAAUGCGCAGAGGAUGAGUCCAGUACACUGAGCCAAAAGAAUUAUACUCUAUUGAAAUCGUCGAUUCAAUCUUUGAUCACGUCAACCUGCUAUUUCUUAAGAGUCGAUAUAUUUAAUUAACUGAGAGGAACUUUGGUACUUCAGUUUUUCAUGAUAAGAUGAGAGAUAAAAGGUAAAAGUCGACUGGUACUCCAGGAAGUUUUGGUGGAAUAGCUCUGACUAUCACUGAGAUAGCAAAAUCUUUCUCGGGACUUCUUCUUUCGAGUGGAACGAGAGCUGCCAAAAAAGUAUUUACAAGAAUUUUAAGAGAAAAAGAAGAAUAGAUGUUCAGGAAAAAAAAGGAUUUCACCCAUGAAUAAUAAAUGUGAUGGAAUUUUUUCUUUCCAUUAAGAUUGUUCUGCCAGCUAACCCUAAUCCCCAAACGAACCCGAGAGCUUUUUUCCAAUAUUACCGGUUGUCGCUCUAUUCCUGCCAGUAAUGUGUAUCUAUCGUCGUCACACAGGACACGUGUCGAAAGCCUUAACCGGAAAAAACAUCCGUGGGAGUCGGACAUAAAGGGGACAGAAUUUCUGAAGACAAAGAAAUUUUGGAGACCACUCACGUCAGACUGCGGGAAUAUUCCACACGGAGGGGAAAAUAAUUGAUAACAUCGAAUCAUUGCACUCAGAAAAGUGAUUUACACUUUGUAAUUUUCCGAAAAUUUAUGUGACUGGCGGUGAAUAGGGGUUUGAACGGAAAAUUUACAAACUUAGAAAACUUUUGGCAAUUAUAUCGAAAUUGUUUAAUCACUGGCUGUUAUCGUACAUAAGAUAGAUAAGCCGAGGAGAUGGGAGAUUAUGACGUAACUUCAUUGUCAGGUGUUUAAUUGCGAGAUUGAGGGGGAGAAAAUUUUAAGAAAGGGGUGUUAUCGGAUCAAUUGAGAGUCAAUGGAGAUUUUUCGUAUAUAAUACUCGCUGUGAAUUGAUGUUGCAUGACAAUAAGGUGGUUAAUAUCAGCACAAUUAUUGUAGAAUUUCCAUCUAUUAAUAAUGUCAUGUGACGAGGGAAAAUAAGAGAAAAUCACCCAACGAAAAAAAUCGAAUAAAUAAUAUAUAUCUAA